UGGCAGCGCUAGUGGUCAGCGGCGGCUCGUCGGCCCCCCUCUCUCGGCUGAGCUUUGAGAAGGGCGACUUGCUGAAGACGAGUAGGCUGGGGUUCCGGGUCUGGAGGCACUUCAAUUUGCCGCCGCAUCAUUACUAUUACGCCCUCUCGGACCACGAGAUCUUCUCGACGACCGUGGAGCCCCAGACAGAGUAUUAUUCGGACGAGGUAACCAAAAAGGUCAAGCUCCGAUCCGUCUUGUACACCCUUGACGUGAAAACCCCUCGAAAGGAAUUCGACUCCAUCCUCAUGACGAAAGCCCGGGUCCGGGGGACCACCAUCGGGGACACGGGCAUCGCCCUGGCGCGCAGGAUGAGCCAGAUGGUCCUUUUCUACCACACCACGCGCUGCAACAACUACCACUACAUUGAUUACGUCGUCCACGGCAAGACUUUCGGCAGGUGGUGGAAGCCGCUAUACUGGCCGAAGCACCCCGAGUGCCCGGUCCACCUCGUCAUCGAGCCUGACACGAAUGUUGCCGAUCCGACUAAGCCUGGAUAUGUCACAUC
This is a messenger RNA of Bemisia tabaci, 547 nucleotides long. The record is from RefSeq and is a predicted model, not a curated record. Lineage: Eukaryota; Metazoa; Arthropoda; Insecta; Hemiptera; Aleyrodidae.